Molecule: messenger RNA, 1536 nt
Organism: Colletotrichum spaethianum
Lineage: Eukaryota; Fungi; Ascomycota; Sordariomycetes; Glomerellales; Glomerellaceae
Exons: 2
Coding region: 1-1536 (511 amino acids)
Cellular component (GO): membrane
Molecular function (GO): acetylglucosaminyltransferase activity
Source: RefSeq, a predicted model, not a curated record
AUGGCCCUCACUCUAAGGAACGACGCCAUCGAUGUCCGUGGUCGCAUCAUGAAGACGGGAGCCGGCGUCAAGUCGUCCAUCACACACCAACAGCCCCUGGAUGCCGUCACUUCCCACGCGUCCUCGUCUCUCUCCGACAAGAUCCCCGCGGAGCCCGCUCCCUCAUCGACUCAUGUCAUGAACUGCGAUGUCGACAUCGAUCACCUCAAGACCCUCAAGGACAAGUAUGGCCUCGCCGACAAGAUCCACUACUUCAAGCGCUACGUCACCUUCAACCGCAAGCCCAUCCAGCGCAAGGGCUACACUGUUUUGGACCAGGACUUCCUUCCCAAGAAGUUCAAGACUGUUGACAUGACCAAGUCUUACCCUCCCGAGGAAUGCGUGGCCCCUCUGGAAGUUCCUGUCACUCAGUCCCCCUACCCUGCCACUGUCAACGCCUCGGACUUCAUGUUCGCCGUUUCUACUACCUACAAGCGUUUCAAUGACCCCAAGACGAGCCCGAUCAAGGAGUGGUCUCACUGGCUCACCGACAGCAACGGCAAGUCCAAUGGCGGCAAGCUUCUUCUCUUGCUUCUCGACGCCAGCGACGCCGAGCUCAAGGACGCCAGCGACAGGCUCAAGAGAGUCGGUAUUGACGCCGACGUGGCACACUCUGAUCCCUCCAUGGAGAUGGCGGUUCGCUACCUGACCCUCGUCCCUUACCUCUACAACCACCCCGAGCGGAAGACAAGAAAGUGGCUCGUCACUUGCGAUGAUGACACUUACUUCCCCAGCAUGCACGGUCUCAUCGAUAAGUUUACCACUUUCGACCACCUGGACCCCCUCUACAUCGGAACCCUCUCCGAGGACGUCAACGCCAUUCAUCGACACGGAUCCCAGGCUUUCGGCGGUGCUGGUGUCUUCCUCAGCGUUCCCCUCGCGGCUGCCAUCAACCAGCUUUACGAGUCUUGUAAAACGGAGCAGAAGGUCAAGGAGGCCAACUCUGGCUGGGGUCCUCAGGGCGACAUCCUUCUCCGUAAGUGUAUCUACGAAAACACCGAGGUUCGCCUCACAAACUUGUGGGAGUUGUGGCAGCUUGACCUGUACGGCGACCCGGCUGGCUUCUACGAGUCUGGCAUCAAGCCUUUGAGCUUGCACCACUACAAGGGCGGUGGCUGGCACUUCGCCAAGCCUUUCCAGUCCUCAAAGGUCGCCCACGCUUGUGGCGAGGACUGCUCAUACCAACGAUUCAUUACCGCCGACGAUUUCAUUAUCGCCAACGGCUUUAGCAUUGCCCACUACCCGCAGGGCAUUGACUUCAACCUCGACCAGAUGGAGCGAACCUUCACCCCCGCCCCGAUGACAUUGCGCAGAUCUCUGCACAAGACCGGCCGGAAGAUCGCCUGGGAGCUCCAAGAAGCUCACGUGCAGGAAGAUGGAUCCGUCCUUCAGGUCUACACGCGGAGAAAGGACGACGAGCGCUGGGUCGAGGAGGACGGCGAGCCGAUGAGCAAGAUCGAUGGCAUCAUUGAGCUUGUCUGGAUUCCCUCGACAUGA